GGGCUAACCAUAGAGACACUUGUUCGACAGACUGAGGAAGAUUUCACCAUUUCUCUUAUUCAGUUAGUUGGAGUUGUUUAACAUCUGUGUUAUGAUCUGCUGGGGAAUUCAGAGGUGUCCACACUCCAAGGCUUCUCACAGAACCUACAUCUCCUGACAUGAGCCACGCUUGUACCCAAGUUCAGCUGGUUUCAGGGCACCUUCCUACAUUGCAAGAAACCAAACAUACACAGAAAAAAAUCUUCAGUCAUCUCUCUGUGUUCAGUUCCUGGAAGGAUGUUGCUGAAGUAUUUUAAUAAAAGAAAAUAAGGACCUAAUUUUUUUUUUUAAAGCUCUUUUUUUUUUGUCUAACAUUUGCCCUACUGGAAGAAAAAUCCAAACCUCCUUGGAUAUUCCCAAUUAGAAGCUAAGUAGAAACUUAUGUUCAUAUUCCUGGUCUGUUUGUAUUAAAUAGAAAUUAAAUAUAACAUGAAAAUAAAUACAAUUGCAAGUAUUUUAGGAAGUUCUGUCCAGUGACUUCAGCAGGUCUUGGCUGCUGGCUCACUGACCAGAAGAGUGUCAAAGAGACUCUGUGGGUGUAACACCUUGUGUACAAGAAGGACACACUAAUCAUAAGCAGUCAUUGCUUUCCAGCUCUUAUGAUUUCCACCCAGAGGGAACAAAGACAAUAGAUUUGUUCCAGAUUCUAUAAUUAGACACAUACAAACAAUACUUUUAUUCCCAAACCCUGGUUUGAUUAGCAGCCUUUCACACAGGACUCAGCACAAAUUGCAAUGUCAGAACAGGCCAUUGGUGCCUCCAAUCUGUCACACUGUUUUUGUUAGCAACCACUGUUUUGUGCUGCAGAGAAAAAUGAAGAACCUUCAUAAUAAACCAAAUGAAUCACACGAUGUUAUAAAUGGGAAAACUAGAUUAUUUGAUGUGCCGAAUCCAGGAAGUAACCCUCUGGACAAAGAAAUCUGUUGUUACUUUGUCUAUGUGUUCUGUGUGUACUAUGUGACCAGAGGAAUCCUACAAGAGAAUCGCCAGGAGCUCAUUGUUUUUGUCCUCUCCAUCUUGCUAGUGAUGCUUCGUUCCAUUGUCAACUUCACUGUUCUCUCUGCUGAGCAAAAGCCAAAACUCCUGGCUCGCUUCGUUCUGAUCCUCUUGGUUGGCUCCUUUGAUGUGAUCUGUGCCAUCAUCCUCAUCCAGAGUCAAAGCAUGAUGGCCUUUCGAGUGGGCGGUGCCCUAGAAAGCCUCCAGUCCCAAUACUUCAUGCUGAACCUCUGUUUUUCCAUGUUGACCUUUGAUCUUCAGGCACAGCUCUGUUUGUGUAUUCUGCUGAUAAGCCUGCAUGAGAUCACCCUUCUACAUAACAUCAUCUCAGCAACAGGGGCUCUUUGGGCCUGCCUGAAGGUGACCAUUAGCAUCAUUGCAAUUUUAAAAGAGCUGAAACCUCUAGUGUGGAUUUUUAUGAGUCAGAAUGUACCUGAAGUAGUUUAUCUCAUCUACCUGCUCUGCACGGUGAUAAGGGAGUGGGGCAAAGGGAAUUCUUACACUCUGGAAGCUGCUUUCAUUACUGGCUCUUGCAUUUCUGUUGCAAUAAAAUCUGUUCUGUUUUGGGCACUGUUCCAUGUCUACCGCAGCUUUGGGCAGGGGCUGAGAGAAAGAAUGUUUUCUUCCUAUGGAAGGAUUGACUCCUGAGCACCCCCCUCGUGUUCUGGCUGCAGCUCUUAGAGUGAAGUCAGAGCUGGGGAAGCUCUGAUCAAGGACUCUCCUCCAGGAUGUAAGAUAAUGGGUCAGUUUCACAGAGGAGGGGAAGCUGCUCAGAAAAACGUCUACACAUUCCUUGGUUUGUGUUGUGCUAGGGAACUAUAGCAGUGCAGCUGGUAACUUAGUUUAAAAAGCAAAGUGCACUCGGGAAAUUAACAGUAAUCCUCUCAAUUCACUGAGUUUGGCUGACAGGACAAUUCAUCUCUCACUCCUUGUUUUCCUGAUGCUGCUUUGUAACCACAGGAGGUUCACAACAUGCAUGUGAGUAGAGAAUGUUGUUAAUAAGUGCUUUUUUUUUUUUCUGGAUAUAUACAAACAUAAUGAAAGUAAUUUGUACACUCAUCUUUUAUUACUGAGUCUGGAAGCAGACUGCCCUACCAUCAUGUCUCAACUCAGAUCUGCUGCUGAACAGAGGGCCAGCCUGAAGAUGUUUUGAGGGCAGCUGUAGGCCCUGAUCUCCACCAUGGCUGUGAUGGCUUAACCCCAACAGAAUGGCUCCCUGAACUUCAGAAUACUGCCAUUUUAUUCUUUUUUUCUAAAUCCCAGCUACACAUGAACACCAGACAAUGUAAUCUCCUGCCUUCCUGCAGUGUGUCUAACCAAUGUGCCAUUUCACACACAAUGGUGACUUAAAAUAAGCCUUUCAUAUUGUAAUUUAAAAGUUUGGUAUUUUAUUGAUUGGAACCUUUAGCUUUUUUAAUAAAGUAUAAGCACAGUUUGCUCAUGGAUAA
Messenger RNA from Apus apus (common swift), 2483 nucleotides. RefSeq lists its product as uncharacterized. Bases 853 to 1683 code for a protein of 276 amino acids. The transcript is spliced from 9 exons. The record is from RefSeq and is a predicted model, not a curated record. Lineage: Eukaryota; Metazoa; Chordata; Aves; Apodiformes; Apodidae.